Panicum virgatum (switchgrass) is the source of this 3596-nucleotide messenger RNA. Its product is annotated as pentatricopeptide repeat-containing protein At3g47530-like. Lineage: Eukaryota; Viridiplantae; Streptophyta; Magnoliopsida; Poales; Poaceae. Gene Ontology annotation, biological process: RNA modification. The transcript has 2 exons. Gene Ontology annotation, molecular function: protein binding; zinc ion binding; RNA binding. The coding region runs from base 72 to 1859 and encodes 595 amino acids. The record is from RefSeq and is a predicted model, not a curated record.
GCGGCAACGCCGCACACUGUUCUAGUUCGAAGUAGAAUCUGGGCACGUCCCUCGCGCCCGAACCGCGGGCCAUGGCAUCGGCAUCGCGUCUCGCGCGCGCACCCCGUCCCCGCCCCGCCCCGGCGUCCUCCCCUUUCGCCGCCGCGCUCCUCGCCUCCGCCUCGGCCCUCCCCGCGCGGCGCUUCCUCCAGCUGCACGCGCACCUCCUCCGCACGGGCCUCCUCGCGCUCUCCCCCAGCGUCCCCGCCUUCCUCUCCCUCGCGGCCGCCUCCCUCACGUCCCGCCGCGCGCUCGCGGUCCUCGACCACCACCUCGCCUCCCCGGCCUCCCUCCCCUCCACCUUCCAGUGCAACUCCAUCCUCCGCGCCCUCUCCGACCCCGCCGACGCGCUCCGCUUCCUCCGCCGCAUGCGCGCGCUCGGCCGCCGCGGGAACGCCUUCACGCUCGCCAUCCUCCUCGCGCCCCGCUGCGGCCCGGCCCACGCGCGCCAGCUCCACGCCAACGCCGUCGCCGAGGGCCACCUCCGCGACGCCCUCCUGGCCACCUCGCUCAUGAGGUGCUACGCGAACGGCGGCGACGGGGACGGCGCGCGCAAGCUGUUCGAAGAAAUGCCGGUGCGGGACGCGGUCGCGUGGAAUGUUCUGAUCGCCAGCUGCGCAAGGAACCGGCGGACGAAGGACGCUCUGAAGCUGUUUGAGGAGAUGAGGGGGAGGGAGAGCGAGGCGGAGCCGGAUGACGUCACCUGCAUCCUACUCCUCCAGGCGUGCACGGCCCUGGGCGCGCUCGACUUUGGGGAGCGGGUGUGGGUGUAUGCACAGGAGCGUGGUUACGGGGGAGAGCUGAAGGUGCGCAACUCCUUGAUCGCGAUGUACUCGAGGUGCGGGUGUGUGGAGAAGGCGUACCGGGUGUUCUGCGAGACUCCUCAGAAGAGUGUGGUCUCGUGGAGCGCGAUGAUCUCGGGUUUGGCAGCAAACGGAUUUGGGGAGGAUGCUAUCUCAGCGUUCGAGGAGAUGAUUAGGUCAGAUGUUGCUCCUGAUGAACAGACUUUUACCAGCAUGCUUUCUGCAUGUAGCCACAGUGGGCUGGUUGAUGAAGGUUUCAGGUUUUUUGAUAUGAUGCGCUGUGAGUACCGAUUGAAGCCAAAUGUUCGCCACUACGGGUGCAUUGUUGACCUGAUGGGCCGUGCUGGCUUGCUUGAUGAGGCUUAUGAGCUUGUGACGAAGGAGAUGAGGGUUGCACCAGAUGCCACAAUUUGGCGAACUCUUCUUGGUGCCUGUCGAAUCCAUGGCCAUGUUUAUCUUGGGGAGCGUGUGAUCGGUCAUCUGAUUGAACUGAAAGCGCAGCAAGCUGGGGACUAUGUUCUAUUGUUGAACACAUAUGCAGCAGUUGGGGAUUGGAACAAGGUAGCAGAAGUCAGGAAGUUGAUGCAGGAAAAAGGAAUACAAACUACACCUGGCUGCACAACUGUGGAGUAUAACGGAGAGGUUCAUGAGUUUAUUGCUGAUGAUGAUGCACACCCAAGAAAGAUGGAGAUUUAUGAUAAGCUCAAUGAGAUAAACAAGCAUUUAAGGAUUGCUGGUUAUGUUCCAAAUGUGUCAUCGGAGCUGCAUGAUUUGGAUUCAGAAGGGAAGGAAAGUGCCCUCACAUAUCACAGUGAAAAGCUGGCAAUUGCUUUUGCUCUCCUUGUGAUGCCGCAGCACAGGCCAAUACGGCUUGCGAAGAAUCUUCGUGUCUGUGUAGAUUGCCACAAUUUCACAAAGGUGUUUUCUGGUAUUUAUAAACGAUUAGUUAUUGUCAGGGACAGAACACGAUUCCAUCAUUUCGAGGGAGGAAAGUGUUCAUGCAAUGAUUAUUGGUAGAAUGGUAGUCCAUUCUUGCUUGUAUGUUGCAUUUGCAGUGCUUGUAUCCGAUACCAGUGCAACACUGAAUGCUGCAAUUGGCAACCAUGAGGUCAUAAGCACUUAAUGGGCUCUAAUACGAUGAUAACACAAGUGACAAGUGGGUUAUGGCCUGUCUGCUGUCAUCAGUAGUUAAAGUGCUACUAUCAACACCUAAGAAUAAGGCCCAAGAAAAUAUAUCAACAUACCAGGCGUUCACAAUAGGACUGCAGAUGCAGCAUAUCACUAUGUCAGUAUUCAGAUCUUGCCAAGAACUGCAAUAUUUAAGAGGACAAACACAAAGAUAUUGACUAAUUAGAAGGGUCCUUUAUACUGGUAAUAAAACCACAAACUCGGCUAAUAACAUGAAAAGUUUACUCUUUUAUGCUUUCUAUAAAAGCAGGGUUAUCCUUUAUCGAAAAAAAGGUUUGCUCUUUUCCCUUGUAUAUUGGUCUGUCACAAAUUCUGUCAACACCAAGUGUCCAUUCUGCACUGCAUCUGGCAUGUAGAGACUUGUCAGAAAUGAAUAUAAUUUAAGGGGGAACAUGCAUCCCCUGUACCAUUUUUUCUUCCUGAAUAGAUGGAUAUAUUUUUUCCUGCAAAGAUAUAUUUUAUGUGCAUUUUUUCUCUUGUUUCUUUUGUUGUCACUAGUUUUCGCAAAUCAAAUCUGCCUGCUACUCUUGCAGCAUCUUGAAAGUAUUGGUACUGCAAUUUCUUGGGAUUUGAAGUUCCAACAUAGAAAAUGUUUGCUUGCAAUGAAAUAGAACCAGGUUUACUCUAUCAGCAGAUCCUGGAGAUGAUUUGAUCUUUAUACUAUGAAUUCACACAGGGAGCACACGGUGCUUGCAUGUCCUGAAUCAUUGCUUGCACCUUUUUUUUUCCUGGAACUGAGUCUGAAUUGGCAUAGCAUGGCAUUCUUCCUCAUGAUCCAACCUUUGCUCUUUUUCCUAUCUUUCGUCGAAUGCGAUGUCAUUUAAUUACCAGCUAAUGAUGAGUUCUUUUCUGGACUGCAGCUAACCCCCAGCACCAACAUCCACAUCUUUGAAAGUUGAUGAUUGUUGAUGUGAUGCCAAAUGGCCGGUGGCUGAAGGCUUCGGAAUCAAACUGCAGGAGGGAACAUGGAUCAAGUCCGGUGACCCCUGCUGCUCCGCGAAGCCAAUGGCUGUUUAGUUCUCCUUCUCCUUGGACGUCUGAACACCAUUGGCUCCAAGGUCUGAACAGGGAAACACACAGCGACCUCAGCGUAUGCCCAAUGAUUUGAAGGCUGCUUAGUUUACUUGCGCUGAUGUGACCCUGUGUCGCGUAUCUGUUGUUUCCUCUCCUCCCUGACAGGCAUAUCCGGAGCACAGUGGAAUAUCCUCGCGAAGAAGGUUCGCCAUCAAUCAUGGAUCCUCGAUUCAGGCAUGUAUCCAUCUGCUGUUGAUCAGAGUUAGCUGACGAAAUGCACAUGCUCUUUUGACCAAAAUCUCUGAUAAGAGUCUCUGUUAGGUGCCCUUAGCUAGGGAGAUGCUUUGGUAGCCAAGCAAAUAGUGGUGCCUUUCUGCACGCAAGCUGCGUCGCAUCUCCCGUGUAUUAUCAGACCUUACCUUUUCAUCAGAGAGGUUAUCAGGCUUUUAAUGAAUUCCUUUUUUUUAGUGGCCGUCGUUCAUCUUGUGAGGCAGACUUGAAGCAGGGACAAAGAAGGAGCACGAUUGCACGAAGCAAGAAUGUCACGUCCAA